Messenger RNA from Yamadazyma jaroonii, 1302 nucleotides. Lineage: Eukaryota; Fungi; Ascomycota; Pichiomycetes; Serinales; Debaryomycetaceae. The record is from the annotation of a GenBank genome assembly.
AUGUCAACUAACUCAUUAUGGGUAGAUGAAUUACCAUCUCCUUUGAAGGAGAAUGUCGUUUCAUUGAUACAACGGGACCCUACUUCCAUUAAAAUAUUAGACCAAUUACAUGAUCAUUUCAAUCCUUCUCCUAAAAGACAAAAAGUGGAUAACCCAGAAUCUUCAGUAAGUUUCAUAAACGAUUAUAAUUUAAAGAUUUCUAACAAGUUGAAUGAAGAUGAAAUCAUCUUUGAAAUCCCUAUGAUAUCCUUCCAAUCACCAAUCCGUAAGAAAAUGAAUUUAAUUUUACAUUUACUCGCCGAUAAUGGCCCAGUUCCAAUAUUAUCCAUUGUCAAUCCAUCAACUUCCAUACCUGAAUUAUCCCUUACAAAAUUAUCUGAAUCAGUUAGAUUUUGCUGUGUGUUACCAAUAUUGGGUAUGAGUACCAUAGAAAGUAAGAAAAACAUUGCUUCCUUAUGUUUCUGGUUGAAUGACUCUGCUUAUGUUGAUAAUAAGAAUGAUCCAAUUAUUUGUCAAGUUAACUUGGAUUUAUUGAAGAAACAUUUGAUUAAAACUGGGAAGAUUCCUCCAGAUAUUGAAAAUCAAUUCCAAGAACCUGCCGAAAACCCAGGAAUAAAAUUAAUUCAUGAAGCUAUCUUCCAAUUCUUACAAAGACAAUUCAAAUUAUGUGGUAUUAAUUUGAUAAAUUAUUUACCAUUAUAUUCCAAUAAGAACACUUUCAACAUUAAUACUGACAAUGCCAUUGCCUUAAGUUCCAAAAGUAAUACUAUAAAUGAUAUGGUCAUGGUUCAAGCUUACAAAGGAUCUAAAGAUGGAGCUAUUUUAGUGACCAACAAAAACGAAUUCAACCCAUCAUUCCUUAUUUUUGGAUUUAAGAAACCUAUACUUAUCUUCGAUUUGGAUGAAGUGGAUAAUAUAUCAUAUAGUGAUAUUACUAGAGUUACGUUCUCUUUGAAUGUUAAAUUCAAGAGUGGAAAGACUUUGGAAUUCAGUAUGAUUGAUCAAAAUUACCAUAAUAUUUUAGAUGAUUUCUUCAAAUUACAAAGUGUCUUGGAUAAUUCUUAUGAUGAAAGUUUGAAAGAGAAGACUGACAAGAAACCUGAAACUGAAGGGUCUGGCCAACCUGUAACUGCACCUACUGAAGCUGAUGAAGAUGAUGAAGAGGAAGAUGAUAAUUAUCAAGGAGGUGAAGAGGAAGACGAUGAAGACGAUGUUGCUGAAGAGUUUGAUAGUAAUGUUGAAGAUAGUGGUGAUGAAGGAGAUGAAGGAGAAGAGGGCGGAGAAGAGGCAGGUGAACAAUAA